Messenger RNA from Histoplasma mississippiense, 417 nucleotides. RefSeq lists its product with no specific name. The transcript has 4 exons. Bases 1 to 417 code for a protein of 138 amino acids. The record is from RefSeq and is a predicted model, not a curated record. Lineage: Eukaryota; Fungi; Ascomycota; Eurotiomycetes; Onygenales; Ajellomycetaceae.
AUGGAGACAGGAUAUCCGCAGCGGCAGAGGACGGGCGGGGGGCGGACCGGAGGGGAGGAGAGCAAUUGCACUGUGGAUUGUGGAUUGUGGAUUGCGGUUGUUGUUGGGAUUUGGAAGCUGGAGAUGUUUGGCCGCCAAGACCGGGUGGCUGACUCAGCAGGCCGGAUGCAGGCCAGUGAGACAGACGGACAUGCUCGUAGCUCUGUGCGGUGUGGAAGGCGAGUGGCAGCGUCUUCGGCUCCUAGCAAACGGGAAGCCAAAAGCACAAAGACGGAGGAGGCGUCGCACAUGUUGAAGGCCUCAUAUGCAUGCAUGCUCCAUGAACUCAUCUGGAGUUCGCUAGAAGUUAAGGAAUCUGGUGGCUGGCCCUGGGGCUGCCUUAUCGUGUUCCCAGGUGUUGGGUUGGGCUCCGUUUGA